This is a messenger RNA of Odocoileus virginianus texanus, 1969 nucleotides long. The record is from RefSeq and is a predicted model, not a curated record. NCBI's taxonomy places the organism in Eukaryota, Metazoa, Chordata, Mammalia, Artiodactyla, Cervidae.
UGAAGGGAUGUAGCAGACCCCCCCUCCUGUCCCAAGAGCGGGACAUUUCUUUUGCAAUUGUUGAAGGGAUCCUGGUUUCUAUUCAGAGCUGCUCUCUGGGCCCCAUGAGAUCACUAGACCAUCUUCAUUUUUCAGGGGCAAAAGUAUAUUUUCCUGCUGACAUGGUAGUAUGUUCCCAGCAAGUUCUUAGGAAACUGAUGAUUGCUCUUCUACAAGAGAAGGAAGAGAGGAAUGAUGCACCUACUUGGAUCGUGCAAGACGGAAGCAUCAGGAGAAAUUGGGUGAAGGAUAAAGAAGACGCUGCUGAUAGAAUCUGAGAGGAAGGAAGCAGUGCCUGGUGCCAGGGCUCUGCAUGUGACAUUAUAAAUUGUCCUUCUAGAGACCGGCCUCCCAGACGGCUUCCAGAGAUGGAUCACCUCACCCUCCUCCUGGCAAUUCUUUAUGUGUACACAGCGCCAUGUGAAGAGAUUUCUUGGGACACGACUGUUAAGCUUGCUAAGAAUAUGAGCCUAGAAUGUGUGUAUCCAUUAGCGGACAGUGUAACCCAGAUUGAGUGGUUCAAGAUAAAGAUGGAGAGAGAGUCCGUGGCCAUUUUCAACCCUAUGUUCCGUGGGAUCAUAAGAGAGGCCUACACUGAUAGGGUCUACUUCUCAAAUCAAACCGCGGCCUCUAACGACAUGACCCUGACCUUCUACAAUGCCUCUGAGGCGGACGUGGGCUUCUACUCCUGCUUCCUGCAUACUUUCCCAUUCGGAACCUGGGAGAAGGUGAUACGAGUGGUCGCAUCAGACAGUUUUGAGGAUGCUGGGCCACCAAAUAGCCAGAUGGUCUCAGAACCCGGAGAAAACGUCACGCUCACCUGCCAGCCUAAAGAGAAGUGUCUGUUAGAGGAAAUGUCGUGGGAAAAGAUCCAGCCCCAGCAGAUCGACAUCUUAAUAAGCUGCAACUUGUCCCACGGAAGAAGUUACCCGUCCAAGUACCCAAGACAGAUACUGAGUAACUGCAGCCGCGGCAUGAAAAAGGCCUUCGUCACCAUUCCUAAUGUUACAGGCUCCGACUCGGGGCUCUACCGCUGUGGCUUCAAAGCCAGCACUGGGGAAAAAGAAACCUUUGUGAUGAGGCUGACCGUGACCGACGGUGAAACCAAUACCCAAUACAUCCUCUUUGUGGCUAGUGGGGCAGGUUUUCUGUUGCUGUUGGUUAUCCUAAUUACCACCAUCACUGUCAUUGCUUAUAAGAGAAGGAGAAGGCAACAGCAAAGAGGCCCAUUUAAAGAUUUCUGGAUCACACAGAAUAGGGCAGCCAACAACUAUAGGAAUACCUUCCCUGCCAGUCCACCGUCAGAUGGUGCAGGAGAGGACAUUUAUGUCAACCACCCAACCUUCUCUCGUGUACCCAGGGCUAGAGUCUAAGCCCAUCAUAGGAGAAUGUAGAUGAUAACUAUUAUGUACAUGGAUCGUUGUACAGUUUCUUCCCACUAUUUAAUGUCUACCUUGGAUACUGAUUGAUCAAAUUUAUUUCAUUCGACAAGAAAAAUACUGCCUAACCAUGGAGAGCAUUCUUAACAGAUAUGUUUUAGAAAACCUGACUCUAAUUAGCUUAUACAUAAAAGGAAACAUUGAAUCAUAUAAUGGGACAAUCCAGGGAAGAUCAAGCUUCAGGGAAGGGUUAUUUGCCAGGGCUUAAAGAUUAUGUCCAGAAUUAAGAAUGGACAAAAGACAGUUUCUGGAUCCCCUUUCACAGCAUUGGAUCUACUUCCCUUGAUGUUAGCCUCACUCUCCUUCAGGCUUUCUGCUUGUGUUUCCAAGAUGAUUGCCGACAACUCUCAGCAAGUCAUAAUCCUUGCUUCUGCCUGGUAGAGAGCAAGCACAUUUGAUGACUUGGCCAUCGUUAAGCAGUCAUCAUGGCCAGAAAGGAAAUCAACCCUGAAUAUUCAUUGGAAGGACUGAUGCUGAAGCUGAAGCUCCAG